AUGCCCAUGAUUGAAAUGAUGGGACAUGAUGGUACGCCUCCGCCGCCGCCGCCGCCUCCUCCUCCAAACCCUCCACCGCCGUCGCCUUCUCUGAUGCCUCCCCGCCUCCCCGCCCUCCUCUGCCUCUACCUGCCCCAUCCCCGCCCCCACGUCCGCCUCGUCCACCACUCCGGCUCCGGCCCCGGCCCCAGCACCAGUACCAGCGCCGUCGGCCCGCCGCCGCAGCUCCCGCCCUCGCCGCACGCGUCGGCCGAGCUCUGGAUCGCCAAGGCGCUCGCUUCCGCGGCACUACUCCGCCCGCAGCACCUCCCGGCGUUCCGCCGCCUCGCUCCCUCCCCUCUCGCCGCCGCCGCGGCGCUCCGUUUCGCGCCGUGCUCCUCGUCGGCUCUCGGUAUCUUCACCGCGCUGCGUUGCCCCCCGCUCUCCAUCACGCCGUCCGCGCACUCCUUCCAGAAAAUCGUCGUGGUGCUGUGCAAGUCCGGACGCCAGGUUGACGCCCUCCAACUGUUCGACCAAAUGACAACCCACCAUGGUUACUUGCCCGACGACCGUUUUCUCUCCUUCCUGAUCAGUUCCUGCACAAAUGCCAAUCUUCUCGAUGCGUCCGCGACAUUGCUGUCGAAGGCACCAGGGUUUGGUUGCCGGGUAGAAGCAUAUGCAUAUAACAAGCUCAUGAGCUUGUUAAUUGGUCAUGGACGGGUUCAUAAUGCUGUGGCAUUGUUUGAACGCUGGAUUCAGGAUAGAGUAUAUUCUCCAGAUGUUUGGAGCUUUAAUGUCAUUAUCAAGGGGGUUUGUCGGGUGGGGUACGUCCAAAAGGCACUUGAGUUGGUUGAAAGGAUGAAUGAGUUUGGAUGUUCACCAGAUACUGUCACACACAACAUCCUUGUGGAUGGUUUAUGCAGGAUUAAUGAGGUGAGUCGAGGUCAUGAGGUGUUGAAGAGGCUCCAGAGGGAUGGUGUUUGCAUGCCCAAUGUUGUGACAUUCACCUCAGUGAUCUCAGGUUACUGUAAGGCUGGGAAGAUGGAGGAUGCAAUGGCUGUAUACGAUGAUAUGGUUGUGUCUGGAACAAUGCCCAAUGCGGUUACAUACAAUGUGCUUAUAAAUGGAUAUGGCAAAGUUGGCGACAUGGGUUCUGCAGUGCAAGUGUAUCAGCAAAUGAUGCGACUUCGCUGCCCUCCUGAUGUUGUGACAUUUAGUUCUUUGAUUGAUGGUUAUUGUCGGUGUGGGCAACUUGAUGAUGCAUUGAAGAUUUGGAGUGAGAUGGCCCAGCAUCACAUUCAGCCCAAUGUGUACACCUUUUCUAUCAUAAUACACUCACUUUGUAAGCAGAACAGAUCAGAGGAAGCGAUUGGUCUGUUGAAUGAAUUAAACUUGAGACCUGACAUUGCACCACAAGCGUUUAUAUAUAACCCAGUGAUAGAUGUACUCUGCAAGUGCGGAAAGGUGGAUGAAGCAAACUUGAUUCGAAAGGGCAUGGAAGAAAAAGGAUGUCGUCCUGACAAGUAUACAUAUACUAUUCUAAUAAUUGGUUACUGCAUGAAGAGCAGGAUUUCAGAGGCUAUCAUGAUUUUCCAUCAAAUGGUGGAGGCUGGUUGUUCCCCUGACAACAUUACAGUUAAUUGUUUUAUUAGUUGCCUUUUGAAGGCCGGGAUGCCAAAUGAGGUGGAUCAUGUAAUGCGUCUUGCAUCAGGGGGUGUUUCAUCUAUUCAGGAAGUUCCUUCUCCUGUGAGGCAAAGACUAGAUAUUUCAGUAGCUUUGUAGUUGAAUGUUGUAGGAGAGAAUGGAAGAAAGAACACACUGACUGUUUCCGGUAUGUAUCGCGGAACACCUGGAACUUGCAAAGAUUAUAAGAGGUGGUAGUGACUGGAUAUUCAGAUAAGAGAAUCUCAAAUGUCAACAUUAGAUCUUAGUUGCCUCUAGACCAGAUCUACUAAGAAACUAAUCGAAAACGACUUCACACUGAUCAAAGAAGUAAAAAGCAAGCCAUUUGGUCUCCCAGUGUUUAGUGAAGCUGUCAGAUAUAUGGCUGCCAGUUCUACAAAUUUCAUCGGGGUUGCUUCUGUGAUAAAUUACGCUCUAUCGAUUCUUGGGAUGCCCCUAAACAACUCAUGUAUAACUGGUUGGCCUGAUCGCUUUCCUGGAUCUCCAGUCACUUUGGCCAUGUGUCAGCAGCAUGCUUUUUUGGACUUGUUAACUGAAAUGAGGUUGAGUAGCAGUUGAAGACUAGAUGCUUGAAGAAUGGCGUGAAGUAAUUUUCCCUCUAGCAGAGGUACUUCACUUGUUUCCAGUUUUUCUUGUGCAUUAUUCACUCUGGUAUAGAAAUUUUUUAGGAGAUAGUUGAUCAUUUUGAUCAUCCAUUCACAUGGUUGUUCAUAUUUCCAAUAAUAUACAACUCGGAUCAAAGUUUGAGCACAGUUUUUGGUAGUGCAAUUUUUAAGUUCCCCAUUGGAAUGAUUAUUGGGGUUCUUUUCCUAGGGAAUCUUGUUCAGUAUUUAUUAUUAACUUUAUAGUUUUCCCAACAUAGUCUAUGUCUCUAUGACCUAUUGAGUGACUUAGCAAC
Messenger RNA from Oryza brachyantha (malo sina), 2560 nucleotides. Its product is annotated as pentatricopeptide repeat-containing protein At2g06000-like. The transcript has 3 exons. The record is from RefSeq and is a predicted model, not a curated record. NCBI's taxonomy places the organism in Eukaryota, Viridiplantae, Streptophyta, Magnoliopsida, Poales, Poaceae. The coding region runs from base 1 to 1761 and encodes 586 amino acids. Gene Ontology annotation, molecular function: protein binding.